UUUUAUUUUCCCGGAAAUUAAUAAUUGGCAUUUACGUAACAGAAAAAGUAGAAACCUGCGAAGCGAUCACACAGGAGAGAAAGAGAGAGAGAGUCCUGCAGGUUUAUGGUUUGAGGACUCUGCGAUCUAUUCCCAUUUUGUUAAUUUCUGGUUGUUUUAGUCCAAUUCAAAUUUUUUGAUCGGAUUGAUACGCACGUGAGUGUCGCCGGAAUUCUUUGUGAUCUCGCCGGAACACUUCACCGGUCGUCAUAUUCCGACCGUUCUAGGGUUAAAUUUGAAGCAAAUAUGGUGAAUUCUUUGGUCGAACGAGCCACGAGUUCCAUGCUCAUCGGUCCAGAUUGGGCUAUGAACGUCGAGAUCUGUGACAUGUGCAAUCGCGAUCCUGCUCAAUCAAAGGAUGUUGUGAAAGGCAUAAAAAGGCGCCUUGGAAGCAAGAAUCCAAAAGUUCAACUUCUCGCUUUGACUCUAUUGGAGACAAUUAUAAAGAAUUGUGGGGAUAUUGUCCAUAUGCAUGUAGCGGAGAAAGAUGUGCUUUAUGAGAUGGUGAAAAUAGUGAAGAAGAAGCCUGACUUUCAAGUCAAAGAGAAGAUAUUGAUUCUAAUUGAUACUUGGCAAGAAGCUUUUGGGGGACCAAGAGCAAGAUAUCCACAAUACUUUGCAGCAUAUCAGGAGUUGUUGCGUGCUGGGGCAGCAUUCCCUGAGAGAUCUGAAAGGUCUGCACCUGUAUUUACACCCCCACAGACACAGCCUCUGACAUCAUACCCACAAAAUCUUCGUACUCCAGAAAAUCAGCAAGAAGCGGCUGAAUCAUCUGCAGAGGCUGAUUUUCCAACUUUGAGUUUGACAGAAAUUCAGAAUGCACGGGGUAUUAUGGAUGUCCUUGCAGAAAUGCUGAGUGCAUUGGAUCCAGAGAACAAAGAGGGGCUUAGGCAGGAGGUUAUGGUUGACUUGGUGGAACAGUGUCGUACCUACAGGCAAAGAGUGGUACACCUUGUUAACUCCACUUCGGAUGAGUCACUGUUAUGUCAAGGACUUUUGCUGAAUGAUGACUUGCAGCGUCUACUAGCCAAGCAUGAAGCCAUUGCUUCUGGAACUUCUGGUCAAGCACCGAAGCCUGGACCUGGUCAAGCAGUGGUUGAUAUUAAUGCUCCUCUAAUUGAUACAGGAGACAGCAAAGAGCCUGAUGGCGGAUCCACAUCCAAUGCAGGUGCAGGGACACAGUUAUUGCUCCCUGCUCCUCCUGCAACUAAUGGUCCAGCAGCAAUUCCCACAAAAGUUGACGUUAAGAUGGACCUUCUGAGUGGAGAUGACUUCAGCUCACCUACGGCAGAGAAUCCUCUAGCUAUCGUUCAAGUGGGGGCACCCCAGCCUGCCAGUCCUAUGUCUCAGCAAAAUGCCCUUGUUCCUGUAGACAUGUUUUCGCAGAGUAACAAUGCUCAGUUUGCCUCUCCAGGUGGGCAAGCAUAUCAUUUGACGCCACAAUAUCAACAACAGCCGAACUCUCCAUCUCCACAACCCUUAGUUUACCAAAAUGGAAGUGUUCCAGGCAUGAUGUCGCCUCAGUAUGAGCAGUCAGUAUAUGCACAGGGUGGUAGUCCCGCUUGGAACGGCCAGAUAGCUCACCAGCAGCAGCCAGCUUCACCUCUCUAUGGUGCUCAAAGAAGUGGGUCACUACCCCCGCCACCCUGGGAAGCUCAGCCGGCAGAUAAUGGCCAACUAGCUGGGACUCAAUACCCUCAACCAAUGCAGGUCACUCAGGUGGUUGUGACACACUCGCAGCCAAUGCUGAACGGCACACAUCAUCAAGGAUCUCCCACUAUGGGGAAUGACCCAGUGGUAGGAAUGUAUAUUCAACCAGUCACAAACAACCAUCCGUCAGCUAUCAAUAACCAGGCUUAUCAGAGCAAUCAACUGGUGGGCUUGCCUCAGCAGUCAAUGGGUAUGUACCCGCAGCAAAUGCAAUCUGGCCAGAUGGCUUAUAUGAAUCCUCAGCAGCAGCAGAUGUAUAGCAACCAAAUGGCGGGUUACGGUUAUGGCUAUGGUCAGCAACAAAAUGCUCAGUUCCUGGAGCAGAGAAUGCAUGGGCUAUCCGUUGGGGGCAAUGGUGCCUUGGCGAAUUCUCCCUACCAGGCAUCUACUCCGUCCUACGUGUUACCGGGAAAGCCCUCAAAGCCAGAGGAUAAACUGUUUGGAGACCUUGUUGACAUUGCAAAAGUUAAGCCAAUAAAAACCACUCCUGGUAGAGCUGGUAGCAUGUAAUGUAAUGAUUGGUUUUGCAUUUUCAUCCUUGUAUUUUUUUUUUUUUUUUUCGUUUUUUUUCCUUCAACUAUUUUUUCUUAUUUCAAUUUUUUUUCACUAUACAUAUUCUUCACUUUAGCCCCAUUUUUUUUUUUUUGCUUGUUUUUGCAUUGAAAUAUGUACAUGCCUCGUAGAGGGGAAAAAAAGAGAGUAUUAUUGAAACACUCAUUUGAAAUGCAUUGAAUUUAUAGGAUAUCAAUUGCUUUCUGUUCAA
Messenger RNA from Cornus florida, 2512 nucleotides. Its product is annotated as TOM1-like protein 9. Gene Ontology annotation, biological process: protein transport to vacuole involved in ubiquitin-dependent protein catabolic process via the multivesicular body sorting pathway. The transcript is spliced from 10 exons. The record is from RefSeq and is a predicted model, not a curated record. Bases 286 to 2259 code for a protein of 657 amino acids. Gene Ontology annotation, molecular function: phosphatidylinositol binding; ubiquitin binding. NCBI's taxonomy places the organism in Eukaryota, Viridiplantae, Streptophyta, Magnoliopsida, Cornales, Cornaceae.